This is a messenger RNA of Dichotomopilus funicola, 246 nucleotides long. RefSeq lists its product as uncharacterized. The coding region runs from base 1 to 246 and encodes 81 amino acids. Gene Ontology annotation, molecular function: DNA binding. The transcript has a single exon. NCBI's taxonomy places the organism in Eukaryota, Fungi, Ascomycota, Sordariomycetes, Sordariales, Chaetomiaceae. The record is from RefSeq and is a predicted model, not a curated record.
AUGCCUUAUUCGGACCAAGAUUUGCAUGAUGCGCUGGCCAAAGUGCGCGAAAAAGGCGCCUCUGUGCGAGCCGCCGCCCUCGAGUUCUCCAUCCCUUAUACCACCUUACGAAGCCGCCUACACGGGAUCCAGCUGCGCCGCGAGGCUCACAAAUCUAGUCAAUUGCUCUUGCGUAUACAGGAAGAAGCCCUCGCAAGAUGGGUCUUGAUCCAGGAGGGCCUAGGAGCCGCGCCUACUCACGCCUAG